This is a messenger RNA of Paramisgurnus dabryanus, 1657 nucleotides long. RefSeq names its product hairy and enhancer of split-related 15, tandem duplicate 1 (gene her15.1). The record is from RefSeq and is a predicted model, not a curated record. Lineage: Eukaryota; Metazoa; Chordata; Actinopteri; Cypriniformes; Cobitidae. Gene Ontology annotation, molecular function: protein dimerization activity.
CUUGUGCAUAACAAGAAAAAAAGAUUUUAUAUUUUAAAUGGUUAGGAAAAAUAGGCCCAUGAAAGGUAAAAAAACCAGGAAGAAGUGAAUAUUAUAAUGAAAAAUACAUAAUAUGAACCAACACACAUACAUUAUAUAUAAUUUGAAGUAAUUGAAUAUCGGUGCCGAUACUGAUAUUUGAUUACUACCGAUACAAACACAUACCGAUAGUUUUGCUUUUAAUUCCUUGUGUCAAAGUAUGACCCGAUUCAAAAUAUUCACCCAGUAUGAGUUUUGAUGUGUUUUUCUGCUUCUUUUGAUUGACAGGAUGUAAUCCGUCCUGAUUAUCGGCUGUUUUUAAACAAUCGACCGAAUCAAAACGUUUAUCUCCCAAUACUGAUUAUAGGCCAAUAUUCCGGAUUUAAACUUUAAUGUUUCUCAAUUAAUAAUUUGUUGAUGAGCCUUUUUGUUUUCAAAUAACUCAUUUAUUGUUCUUGUAGCCAGCUGUUAUACUUCAGAAUCAGUUUUUGCCCGAUAAGGUGUGUAAUGUCUUAUCUAUAUGUCUUGAGCAUCUCUUGGGAAAUUAUCAACUGUCUACAUUGCCCAUCUGCAGAAGCCUUAUCAGCGUGAGGUGAGGUUCCCAGUGACGCUACACCCACUGGCCAGCGAGUGUGGGAAAGCUAAUCCUGACUGGGACUCAUGGCUUUGUAAUGCUAAUGAGCUCCUAUAAAUAGAGGAGUGGGACCUUCAUUCUCAACACAACUGACUUGAUUCUUCUCUGAGAAACAUCACUGCUGUUGAAAGAAUGGCUCCAACUUACACUACUGACUACUCCAAUCUUUCCAACAAGGAUAAACAUAAAUUAAGAAAACCUGUCGUUGAGAAAAUGCGCAGAGAUCGCAUCAACAACUGCAUCGAGCAGCUCAAAACAAUGCUGGAGAAGGAGUUUCACCAGCAAGACCCAAACACCAAGCUGGAGAAAGCUGAUAUUCUGGAGAUGACUGUGGUCUUUCUGAAACAACAGAUGCAGACCAAGACCUCAGCUCCACAGAAAGCUCACAUUGACGGCUAUUCCCAGUGCUGGAGAGAGACCAUGAACUAUCUGUCUGUCAACUCCAAGGUGGACGCCGUCCGUCAACAUCUGAACCGCUGCCAUGAAGCCCAGAGAUCAGCUAAAGAUCUCAAUCUGCUGUCUCCAGUCUCCUAUCAGCCCAAAGUGAAGCAGGAACCAUGUGCUCACAAACCUGUCUGGAGACCUUGGUAGACACCAAGCUGAAAGACUUUCACAUUGAAACUAGAUGGUGGUUAACCAUCUCUUAUGUUGUAGGAGAUAACAUUUCCAUUUAUAUGUUUAUUUCAAACAUGUAUUCAAUUACUUCAUAUUGAAGUUUUAAAUUGAUGUAUUUCUAAUAAGAUUAUCUUUGCAAAUGCAAUGUGAUUUGCAAGACACCUGCCGUCAGGUGUUUUUCCAAUGCUGACGUUUCACUUGGAAACUGUGAUUUUGCUCAGAAUCUGAGUUUUGUGUAUAAUCCUAGCGGAUGUCUGAUUUGAUUUUGCCUUUUGUGAAGGCUACAAAAACAAUAUUUGUUCUUGUGAUGGCACUGCUGUGCACUGAAACAUAUCAUGGGCACUGUGUGUCUAACAUUGCAUUUAAUAAAAGCAAUUAAUUACUAAAACA